This is a messenger RNA of Paralichthys olivaceus (Japanese flounder), 2202 nucleotides long. It is a transcript of the gene rerg, whose product is annotated as RAS-like, estrogen-regulated, growth inhibitor. The record is from RefSeq and is a predicted model, not a curated record. Lineage: Eukaryota; Metazoa; Chordata; Actinopteri; Pleuronectiformes; Paralichthyidae. Gene Ontology annotation, molecular function: GTPase activity; GTP binding.
GAGUGAAUGUUCCUUUUUGUGUGAACUAUCCCUUUAAGGACCGGGAGAGGUUUGAAUCAGGACCUUCCUGCUGUGAGCUUGUUUCCACUUUCCGUCGCUAGAGGUCGCUGUCACCCUGGGUAUGGACGUGCAGCGGCAUGCAGCAGCAGCAGCCCGGUCAGAGGCAGCAGAGUGUCGGGCUCUCCAGCAGCUCCGCUCCGUAUAUCUCCACUGACCCUUCGUCUCAGAGCAACAUUCAUCCCACAGAGAGCUGCUGCUCGGUCUCUGUCCUUCCGUCCAGCUGCACACAUCUGUCCUCCCGUCCAGCGGCGCGCUGCGGCCACAUCUGCAUCUGGGAAGGUCACACGCAUCUUUUUUUUCUUUCUUUUUUAUCGGCGGACCGGACAACUUUUUUUUUUUAAAUCCAUCUCCAGAUCAGCGUUGUUUCAUCGGGACGUUGUCACUGCAUUCAGCCGGAUCUGACACUACUGGACGGAUGGGCGCUGUCAGAGCUCACUGAUUGCCUCGCCAAGCUUUGCUGAUCGCAGCUGCCGUGAUGGCCAAAAGCCCGGAGGUGAAGCUGGCCAUGUUCGGCAGAGCGGGGGUGGGCAAGUCAGCUUUGGUGGUGAGAUUUCUAACCAGACGCUUCAUCUGGGAGUAUGACCCAACACUUGAAUCCACAUAUCGGCAUCAAGCUAACAUUGAUGAUGAGGUUGUUUCCAUGGAGAUUCUGGACACUGCAGGGCAGGAGGACAUCCAGCAGAGGGAGGGUCACAUGCGUUGGGGUGAUGGGUUCGUCAUUGUCUAUGACAUCACAGACCGGGGAAGCUUUGAGGAGGUUGCCCCACUUCGCAGUCUCCUAGAGGAAGUGAAGAAGCCCAAGAAUGUCCCUCUGGUUCUGGUGGGCAACAAGUCAGACCUGGACCAUGUCCGGCAGGUUGGCACAGAGGAAGGCGAGCGACUGGCAGCUGAGAUGGCAUGCGCCUUCUAUGAAUGCUCAGCGUGUGCCGAUGAGGGUGGUGCGGUUGCCGAGGCUUUCCACGAGCUCUGCCGCGAGGUGAGGCGCCGCAAGGCCGUGCAGGGCAAGGCCAGGCGCCGCAGCUCAACUACACACGUCAAACAGGCCAUCAACAAGAUGCUGACCAAGAUCAGCAGCUAGGGAAGAGCCAUAAAUCUUCUGAUCACACAGGAACAAAAAUAUGUAAAUUCUUGUUAUGUAAAUGUUUUAAACAAUUAUUGGCUCCAAAAUGGACAAAAUGUGACUGAUUUGAUGUGGAAUGUGUUAUUUGCUUACUCUAUGAUCACAUUCCAUCAAAUGAUCCAAAGUGCAGCGUCUCAUCAUUGCACUCUCCAAAGGUAAAUGUUGUCACUGGGAGCCUUAAUAGAUUACUCGCCCAAAUACUUGAGCUCAUUUGGAUCAAAAUUAUACUGGAUACAGAUGAGAUACGAGAUGGUUCAUGAUGAAUCACUGAUAUGAUGAAGUUCUCAACUUUCUUUCUUUUAUCCUCUCAUUUAACUCUUUGAAUCAAUAAAUAUACCAGGGGGCAGUGUGAAACUUGUGCAUGCAAACUGUCUCUUUUAGCAUGCGGCAAAUCCAAGCCUUUCCUGGCGAGAAGAGUUGUACUUUCCUCUCUGUAUGUGGUCUGUAUGGAGAUAUUUUGAUGUGCUUAGGCCCAUGUGUUUAACUGUUGCGUCAGCAAAGAAAACUAUUAGAUUAAAGUAGAUCCACUGUCCUUUACCCAUGUCAACUCUGAAUAUUCUGAGCUGUCAACGUCCUGUCCUUCAAGCAAACCUUGUAACAAAGUCUACUCUGUUCUGUCGACUUCAACUGUUCUGCAGUGGACUGUGGCUCCCUGUGUUUGGCCAAGAAGAUAUUUUUCCUCACGGAACCAAAGCACAGGUUCAAAAACUUGUCAAGGCUCAUGGGGGACUUUUUUUUUGCAGUUUUAUCAAAACCCACAAAAAGAAGCAGAUGCCGUCCAUCCUAACACGGCCACAUUCCAGAGAUGCUCUUCAUGGCUCUAAUGUUAAUACUGUAAACUACAGUAUGAAUGAGAUACUAUUGCCUUAAGCACUGCUGUGUCUUAGGUGUGUACAGAACCCAAAGAAAUAUACAGUAGUUCAUACUGUAACUGUUACAUAUGUAAUAUCUGUCUCAAGUGUGUGACCUGUCUCUGAAGAAAACAACCAGUUGUUCACUUGCAAUUAAAAACCGAGAUAUAU